CAGUCGGUCUCGUUCGUUAAAUUUAUGGUCAAAGUUCGACCUCGGAAAGCGCGGGCGCACUAUAUUUUGGAAUGGAGGGAGUAUAACACAACAGAUUUUUGAAUUGCGUGAAUUACCACAUGAAUAUUCGUAGCCGUUUACUCAACCAAGCGGAGUAAGUUGGUUUCUCCACAGAAAAAUAAUGAAAAUUGGUUUCUCCACAGAAAAUAAUCCAGACGUUUUUUUCUUUUCUUCCGGAAGGACAUAAGUACAUAGGUCGUACUGAAAGCUACCAAUUAACAGAACAAGGCACUACAACAAAUAUUUCAACACUGAAGACAGAUCCUAUUAUUACCAUUUACGACAGAAAUUGCAUGCCGUAUUCAUUCUGAAAUUCCCAUGAAGCAGAUUGGAGAUAGACACAGAAAGACUUGCGGCUAGCAUUUUCCAAGAGAUGGACAGAGAGGAGAUGAAGAUGGUUAUCUUGGGGCAAGAACAAACAUUCAGACAACAGGUUCAUGAGAUUCACCGAGUUUACCAUGUUCAGAAACAAGUGAUGAGGGAGAUGCAGAUAGCUGGGCUGAACCAGGCUCACGCUGAGACAAAACAUAAACUCGAGGUCUGGCGUGACGACAAGGCUACCGACCGUCAGCAACUCUACAGCUUCUCAAACAGCUGGAUCCCUGCCUCUGCUGCAGAAGAAUGCAACCUUGAGCUCACCGUAGCAACCGGGAGCAGCAGAAGCCACAAGGGCAAGCAAGUGGGCAAGUCCUCAAACUCAUACUCCGGGAUGGCGGUGUCGUCAACAUCGAGCGGAUCCGAUCUGGCUCGGUUCAAGGAGUUUGACACGAGGUUGGUGAGGUUUCAGAUUGAGAGCAAAAGGGUGCACCAGCCUGUGAUCCUUAGGAUGGCACGGUGA
This is a messenger RNA of Triticum aestivum (bread wheat), 898 nucleotides long. RefSeq lists its product as uncharacterized. The transcript has 2 exons. The record is from RefSeq and is a predicted model, not a curated record. Bases 434 to 898 code for a protein of 154 amino acids. Lineage: Eukaryota; Viridiplantae; Streptophyta; Magnoliopsida; Poales; Poaceae.